AUGCCGAGCGGGACGCCAGCCCAUCAUCGCCACGCGACUCCGAAGCCCACCGUGGCAGAGCGGCCGCAUGGGCAUAAGGAGGCUCCCCCGCAGGUGAUACCUAUGACCAAUGUUAUGCCAGGGGACAGUCCCUUCGUCACAGCCGUGUUGCGGCUUUCGCCGCUUGUUCUCACGACUGAUAUUUCACCUGUCCGUUAUUGGUUAUUAGAAGAUAGAGGGGGGACCGUGGAAUCCGGCGCAACGACUCCCAUACUACCAGAAGACGGCAGCACUAUGCAGGCCUUUCUGCUGCGCAUCGAGCGCCGGUACAUCCAGAUGGGAUUGGAACCUCGCGAGUGGGGAAAUGCAGUUAUUGACCACCUUGUGGGCCCGGCUCUAACGUAUUGGAUGUAUCUACGGAGAACUAUCGACCUAAGCGACUGGGCGGCAGUACAGCGCAGGCUUUUGGGGCGGUUUGACAGAACAAUGUCGCAGAGUCAAUUGUUAACGGAGUUGGCUAAA
This is a messenger RNA of Eimeria necatrix, 501 nucleotides long. RefSeq lists its product as hypothetical. The record is from RefSeq and is a predicted model, not a curated record. The transcript has 3 exons. The annotation marks the transcript as partial. Lineage: Eukaryota; Apicomplexa; Conoidasida; Eucoccidiorida; Eimeriidae.